AUGGAUUUAUUACACAACGGGUGUUGGCUCCAAAUGAAGAGUGCUUUCGGUGGAUGCUUGAGUAUUCUAGCAGUCCUUCUUGCAACUGUAGGAGCAGUAUUGUCAAUGAAAUACUUGGACAACUCUUUCAAUAAUCUUCACCAGAGGAUAGGCAUAGCCCUAUAUAGUGGCAUAUGGCUGCAAGUCUUGACUGGCAUCUUAAGGCCACAUAGGGAAAGGAAAGGAAGAAGCAUUUGGUAUAUUUUUCACUGGUUACAAGGGAUUACAGUUUCUUUUCUGGGAGUAAUCAAUAUAUACACAGGUUUACAAGCUUACCAUGGAAAAACAUCGAAAAGUGUAAGGAUUUGGACCAUAAUUUUUACUGCUAAAAUUUCUGCCAUGAUCUUCUUGUACCUUCUCCAAGAAAAGAAGAAUUACAUGCAGAAACAUGGGGUGAUUUUAGAUGUACAACCAAAUGAUCAAGAACUGUCUCCAAGAAAUAAGCAGAAAGAAACGCCAACACAGAAUUGUUGAGGACUUGGAUGAAAUUUUCUUUUCAUAAAUGUCCACAUUUUGGCAUUGGAUGCUUUCUAACAUUUUUGUGCUUUUGCAUCAUUUCAGUAUAAUGGAUGAGACCUUUUUAUCCACUCUUAAUAUGUAUGAAUUGAAAAUUUGUGUAGGAAGUUGAUAAAUUUUCUUAAAUCAAGAUGCAAUUUCUGCUGAAUUUGUAUUUGAUUUAAGUUAAAUUUCAACAUACUAAGUUUUUCUGUUGAUUUUGUAUU
Molecule: messenger RNA, 761 nt
Organism: Olea europaea var. sylvestris
Lineage: Eukaryota; Viridiplantae; Streptophyta; Magnoliopsida; Lamiales; Oleaceae
Product: cytochrome b561 domain-containing protein At4g18260-like
Exons: 3
Coding region: 1-513 (170 amino acids)
Molecular function (GO): transmembrane monodehydroascorbate reductase activity
Source: RefSeq, a predicted model, not a curated record